This is a messenger RNA of Perognathus longimembris pacificus (Pacific pocket mouse), 1557 nucleotides long. RefSeq names its product ectonucleoside triphosphate diphosphohydrolase 8 (gene Entpd8). The record is from RefSeq and is a predicted model, not a curated record. Gene Ontology annotation, molecular function: UDP phosphatase activity; GDP phosphatase activity. Gene Ontology annotation, biological process: nucleoside diphosphate catabolic process. NCBI's taxonomy places the organism in Eukaryota, Metazoa, Chordata, Mammalia, Rodentia, Heteromyidae. The transcript is spliced from 9 exons. The coding region runs from base 1 to 1494 and encodes 497 amino acids. Gene Ontology annotation, cellular component: plasma membrane.
AUGAGUCUCUCCUGGAAGGAGCGGGUCUUCAUGGCACUGCUGGGGGCAGCAACAGCCUCGGGCCUCGCCAUGCUCAUCCUCAUCCUGGUGGAGGCCACCAGCGUCCUCCUGCCUGCAGGCACCCAGUUCGGGAUCGUGUUCGAUGCUGGCUCCUCCCACACGUCACUCUUCUUGUACCGGUGGCCAGCGGACAAGGAGAACAACACGGGCCUCGUCAGCCAGGCCCUGGCCUGCCGGGUGGAAGGGCCUGGAAUCUCCUCCUACGCCUCUAAUCCUGCGCAGGCUGGUGAGAGCCUGAAGGGCUGCCUGGAGGAGGCACUGGGGCUGAUCCCAGAGGCCCAGCAUCAGGAAACAGCCCUGUUCCUGGGUGCCACGGCUGGCAUGAGGCUGCUCAGCCAGAAGAACAGCUCCCAGGCAAGGGACAUCCUCGCCGCAGUCACUCAGGUGCUGAACCAGUAUCCUGUGGACUUUGGGGGUGCUGAGGUCCUGGCUGGGCGAGAUGAAGGUGCCUUUGCUUGGAUCACCAUCAACUAUGUCCUGGGCAGGCUGGUCAAGUACUCCUCUGGAGAAUGGAUCCAGCCUGCAGAGGGGACUCUGGUGGGCACCCUGGACCUAGGGGCCACCUCCACCCAGAUCAGCUUUGUGCCCGCGGGCCCCAUCUUGGACCAGAGCACCCAGGCCACCUUCUGCCUGUACAGCACAAACUACAGCAUCUACACCUACAGCCACCUCUGUUAUGGGCAGGACCAGGUUCUCAGCAGGCUCCUGGCUGCCCUGGUGCAGGUAGGGAUGGACAGCUCCAAAACCCUGGUUCAUCACCCAUGCUACCACAGCGGCUACCAGGCCGUGCUGCCUGUGUCCACCCUGCGCAGCUCGCCCUGCACCCACCCCUCGGCUGCCCUGGAGCUCCCCCAGAACCUCACAGUCCAGGGAACGGGCAACCCUAAUGCCUGCGUGGCGGCCAUCCGUGGUCUCUUCAAUUUCUCCAGCUGUGGAGGCCAAAGAGAAUGCGCCUUCGAUGGGGUCUACCAGCCCCCCCUGCGGGGCCACUUCUACGCCUUCUCCAACUUCUACUACACCUUCAGCUUCCUGAACCUCACCUCCAGGCAGACACUCAGCACAGUCAACACCACCAUUUGGGAGUUUUGCCAGAGGCCCUGGAGGCUGGUCGAGGUCAGCUAUCCUGGACAGGAGCGUGGGCUGUGGAGCUUCUGUACCUCAGGCCUCUACAUCCUCACACUGCUGCUGGAGGGCUAUGGCUUCACUGAGGACACCUGGCCCAGCAUUGAGUUUCAGAAGCAGGCUGGCGGCAUGGACAUUGGCUGGACGCUGGGCUACAUGCUGAACCUGACAGGCAUGGUUCCUGCCGAGGCGCCGGCUCAGUGGCGGGCACAGAGCUAUGGCAUCUGGACGGCUGGCGUCGUGUUCCUGGUGCUGACCAUCGUGACCACUCUGGGGGCUGGCGCCGUCCAGCUCCUCUGGCCCCAGGAGUAGAUGGAGCCCGAUGAGCGUGGUGGCAGUGGGUGACAAGGGCACAGUGUGCGGGGAGCAGGGAUC